Drosophila innubila is the source of this 807-nucleotide messenger RNA. RefSeq names its product antigen 5 like allergen Cul n 1-like. The record is from RefSeq and is a predicted model, not a curated record. The coding region runs from base 19 to 741 and encodes 240 amino acids. The transcript has 3 exons. NCBI's taxonomy places the organism in Eukaryota, Metazoa, Arthropoda, Insecta, Diptera, Drosophilidae.
GCAGUACUCUCAGUCAGCAUGGCGGUAUAUAUGGUCUGUGGACAGACGGACUACUGUGCCAAGGCCCUUUGCGGAACUGAAAAGCAUAUUGCGUGCAACAACAAAGGAGCCUGGGCUUUAACUUGUCCGACAAGUCCGGCGCCUUUUCUCAUUGACAUGAAUCUAACACUGAGACAACACUUAGUGCGCUUACACAAUGUCAGACGCAAUAACUUGGCCCUGGGCAAGGUAGCCAAAUACAAUAGUGCAAGGAGAAUGGCCACAAUGCGCUGGAGUCCAGAGCUAGCCAAGCUAGCGGAGCUGAAUGCGCGUCAGUGUCAGAUGAAGCACGACGCAUGCCACAAUACAAAUAAGUUCAAGUCCAGCGGACAGAACUUGGCCAUCAUUUCUGGCUCAAGCGAGACAGACGAGCAGCUUCUCACUGCCUGCAUUAACAUGUGGUGGAAUGAGAACAAGAAUGCAAACAUGGCAGUCAUAAACAGUUACCCUAAGACCUGGACCGGAGAUCAAAUUGGACACUUCACGGCCAUGGCUCAGCAGCCCAACUAUGCUGUCGGCUGCGCAGCUGCCAGAUAUGUUUCCAACAAAGUAAGAAACUUUCUUCUUGUCUGCAACUAUGCCACCACCAAUAUCAUUGAUCGAGCUGUCUAUGUUCGCGGCCCAACGGCUGCCGGCUGCAACACUGGCACAAAUGUCAACUAUCCUGGAUUGUGCACAGUUAACGAAGUUUUUACUGUCUAGAUUACGAUUCGUAUGUGAAGAAAUAAAAGCAAGUCGAAAAGGCUAUGGGAAUAUUCUAGAAAAGUA